AUGCCCAGACUCUUCUCGAGCGCCGCCAGAGCAGGCAACAAGGCGGCCAAAGAGGCCGCCACCCCGGCCUACGGGUCGUUCAAGACGUUCGCCGAGUACCGGGAGUUCAUUGUGCAGAAGGACCCGGAGCACUUGGCGGCCCGGUUCAAGAUCAUGAUGUCGAACGGCAAGCCGGAGCAGUGUCCGGAGGCCGAGGCCGAGAACCACGUGUUUGGCGACGUGGCCAAGAAGGUGGCCUACAACGUCUGA
This is a messenger RNA of Pichia membranifaciens NRRL Y-2026, 249 nucleotides long. RefSeq lists its product as hypothetical. The transcript is spliced from 2 exons. The coding region runs from base 1 to 249 and encodes 82 amino acids. The record is from RefSeq and is a predicted model, not a curated record. NCBI's taxonomy places the organism in Eukaryota, Fungi, Ascomycota, Pichiomycetes, Pichiales, Pichiaceae.